Messenger RNA from Chilo suppressalis (striped riceborer), 3397 nucleotides. The record is from the annotation of a GenBank genome assembly. NCBI's taxonomy places the organism in Eukaryota, Metazoa, Arthropoda, Insecta, Lepidoptera, Crambidae.
ACUCAUUUUGGUACAAAUUUUCUUGGGCCUACCCUUUCCACUGAGAAGCCGGUUCCUAGAUGUAUCCCUAAAAAUAUUUUUAGGAGGUUAUGUUUAUAUGUUAGCUUAAAAUGAGCUUUCAAAUGUUUCAUCGCUACCGGAACUCGAUUACCACUUUUAUUAGAGAUGUCUAAACUCGGAUUUCUUUGCUCGUACCAACAGGGACAAGAGUACCUAAAAAAACAUUAAAGGACCUUUUGGCGGGAUUUCAUCGAGUGCGGUUGGCGAAAAUAAAAUUGGUAUGAUUUUGUGUAACAACCAUCUGCGCAACUGAAGAAUUAGUAGAAUCUUUAAAAUAUCCGCUAUUCCGGUCGCUAUAAAGAAGCUUACCGGAAAAGCCAACUCGAUACAUUUCGUGGCAAACACAGCUCCAAGAAACAUUAGAAUGAGUCACACCGACAUUCUAAAUUCUAAUGUAAAAAAAACGAAAAUUAAUUAAACUAAAUACUUGGCUGUAUGGACAUUGUUCCCUUUGCCUUCCUUGAAGAGGUGAAUUUAAAAAAAACAUUGUCAAUGUCAAAGAGACAAUUAAGGAAAUUUUUACUUGACAUUGGCUGAACGCACAAACCGUGCAUGCCAUAAAAAAGAAGAAAUAAGGAAUUGUAAAUGUAAACUUUCUAAGCCAUCACUGAAGAAAUCUUAUCUACCAUUUCUAAAUAAUAAGAAUAAAUAAUCUAUUAACUUUAUAAACAUCUGUAAUCUGUUGAUACUGAAUUUCUAUAAAGUAUUUUUGGCUUAUCAGAAAAAAUAUGGAAAAACUUUCACCAUUUCAUCCAAAAAUUAUGAGUAAAGCAAGAACAGCUGGAGAUGGCAUGGAAUCCGAUGAAUCUACACAAGAACCAGGGCAAAAGAUAAACCCAAAAAAGAAAACUUCAACUGUCGACAAAAGCACUUCACUUUCAGGAAGACUCAUACAAGUAUAUCCUACAAAUAUAGUCCGUUCGGAAAGGAAGAAGUCAAUAAAUUCAAAAAGUCCAAAAUUUGUGCCUUAUGAACCAUAUGCAGGUGCUGUUAAGCCCAUGACCCCUCAAACUGUUUCAAAAGGCAUUAAAAAGUCUAGAAAUAACAUGGAUAUUAACAUACUCAUAUCUCAAAUGGCACAAAUGAAUACAAAUUUGAAUGAGUUCAAACCUCGGCAAAAAUUGUACUCUAACAGUGAUAAAACAACUUCCGAAGUUGUAAAAGAAUGCCCUGAAAAAGACAAGCUGCAAAACAAGAUUGAUUUACUAGUAAAAGAAAAUGAGUCAUUAAAGGAACAACUAAAACAACAAGUUCAGGUCAAUAAAGAACUGAAAACUAUGUUGGUUGCAUCUAUGGGAGAAGAUUUAGAGACUCAAGUUCAGUCUCUAAAUGAGGACAAGAAACAUUUAGCCAAUGCUUUACUUAAUUCUGCUCAACACCUCUCCACACAUCAGGAACAAACAGAAUGGUUGGCCGGCCAGUGUGAAGUUUGGCGAAGCAAAUUCCUCGCAUCCAGCCUAAUGGUGGAGGAGCUAGCAAAUUGUAAGAAAUUACUAACAGAGAAGACUGAAAAUCUACAGCAAGCGGUAAAAAAGUUAUUAGAUGAAAGAUGUAGAGCAAGAGACAUGAUGUUAUGUACCUAUCGCAACUUAUACAGCCUUCAUGAAAAAUUUCUUGAGAAUAUUGCAAUCUCAGAGUAUAUGGGUUCAAACAAACUGUACAAUCGGCCCAUAGGCAAUUUGAACUUUAAUGUGACUAUGCCACAUUCUACUAACAUUUUGGACAUGGCAUCAGUAAAUCUGAAAUUGUCAGAAAACAUAAGCAGCAAUGUGGAGAAGCAGGAUAUAAGUCACUUAGAUGAUUUGAUGACUAUAACUGAAGGCGAGAAAAAUGCUGAAAAUAUAAUGGCAAUGCCCCUGGUAGUUAAAAGGAUGAAUGAUGACUCUUUGAAUGCUUUAGUUCACCAUGCGUACAGCAAUAGUGGUACUACUGCACGGCCAGUUGCCUCCUGCGUUCAUUGCACUGGUAGGGUUCAGUUACUAUAAUACAAUCAUUUUUGAACAAUAAAAAAAAAUACAAAAUAAGUAUAGGUAUUACUCGGAAACUGAUUCAUAUUUUAUUUUGAUGUAUUUUCAUUUAAAAUAUUAUUAACUUAUUAUAUCUUGGAAAAAAACAAUUUGUGAUUAUCAUCAACUUGUAUAAUUUGAUGAAGCAAAUAAUAGGUAUGUGUAUAUUCUGAUAUCAGCGGUAAACUCUGAUCAUGGCUUUAUCAUUUGAUGGUUAAUUCAAGUUUAUCAGAAGAAGGGAAACAAUAAAAACCAUAUAGAAAGAAGAUCAAGGGCCUGUGGUUGAUAUCAUAUUAGUCACCCUAUUGUGGUAUGACUACAUGUACAUAGUGGUAUACCGUGUUCCUACCAGUAGGAAAAACCAACCAUGGGCCCUCUAUCAGAAACAACUCUAUUAGAGCAUAUAAGUAUACUUUGAUGAAAAAGUCUAGGACACAGAAUAAAAUGCAAGGUAUGGUCGUUACUGUUUCUUCCUCAAAUAACUCAAAAUAUUUAGAGUAAAAGAAAAUGUAGAUUUCGCCAACUAAUGCAUUUGCACACAUAGGCAGUCAUGCAAAGGAUGACUGUCCGGCUAAGUAGGGUAGUUUCAUAACUAUUGCAGGUGCAGGUGGUUGUGGGACUUCAAUGUAAACAAGUGGAGUAAAAGUAAAAAAUAUGUAUUUAUUCAAAUUCAUAUUAAGUGUAAUUUAGUAGGUACAAACACUUAUUCACUUUAUUGAUAAAGUCUAUGUCAUUUGUAAGCAAUAUUGUGCAUUUGGUUGAUGGUAGAUUCAGUUAAUAUAAUUUAACAAUCUCUAUUCCAAUGUUAUGGUGCUAUGUAAAUAUUAUUUAUUUGUUAUUUUUAAGUUAGAUAAUCAAAAUGGUGUAUCAUAUAAAAUAAAGUUUAUUCAAGUUCCAUUACCCUUUUUUUAUUAAUUGGAUCUAGGUCAUGCACGUGUAAAGUGAUAGUAAUAAAGUAAAUGGUAUGCACUUAUUGGGACGUUUACCAAUAAUAUAUUCUAAUUCUGAGUUUCUCCACUCGAGCGCGUCAAAAAACAGUAAUUUUCUACUAUUCAAAAACUAUUUUCAAUAAACAUUUUUGAUAAUAUGUUGAGUUUGACUGCUUUGGUAUAAAAUUGUUUUGUGUCACUGAUUAGUUUGCUGUCAGUACCUAAAUAAUUGUUUUCGUCUACGUCAUGCUCGUGACUUGAGUCUGUUGUGCGUGUUGGAGCAUUUCCAAUCCGGUGUAGUUGUACGCCAAGUAAUCCCUCACCGGUAUGUAUUUGGCGCCUCCAAACCAGUCGAUCAUGGCGAUCUGUGCGAUUUUCAGCUUUGCCACGAACCAGUUGUGG